GCUCAAUCGGUUAUUUUUGUGUUAUGAGUGUUUGCUACAAGCAAUCGAUAAUGGAUUAUGAGCCUCCAUUGCUAGAAGCCUACAAGACGCUUCUCCAAAGCUCGUCACAUAAGAGAAUGAAGAAUGUGAAAUCAACAUCAUCAAUAUUAUCAAAAGUACUAGAGAGUAGUGGUGAGGUGCCUGUGAUUGAUCUGGGCCGUUUAAAUAGUACUGACCAUCUUGAAAGAGAAGAUUGCAUGAAGGAAAUCAUUGAGGCUGCUAAACAAUGGGGUUUUUUCCAGGUUGUGAAUCAUGGCAUCUCACAACACCUCUUGCAGCAGCUUCUGUUAGAGGAAAUCAAAGUGUUUCACAGGCCUUUUGCAGAUAAGUCUCAACAAUUUUCCACAACUACUCAUUACAAGUGGGGCAACCCUUUUGCUAGUAAUCCUAGGCAACUCCUAUGGUCAGAAGCCUUUCACAUAUCUGUUCCACUUGGACAAACAAAUAUGGGCGACGACCAACCCAAAUGUCUGAGAUCAAUUAUUGAAGCAUUUGCUAGCAAGGUGGCUGCUUUGGCAGAAAUGUUGGCGGAAAUUCUAAGUCACGAGUUGAACAUCAAAUCCAGCUAUUUCCGAGAAAGGUGUUUGCCAAACACGAGUUUUCUUCGGCUAAAUAGAUAUCCACCAUGCCCCAUUCCCAAGCAGGUGUUUGGGUUUUUGCCUCACACUGACUCCACUUUCCUCUCCAUUGUGUACCAAGACCAAGUUGGGGGAUUGCAAUUGAUGAGAGAUGGAAAAUGGCUUGGAGUGAAACCUAAUCCUCAUGCUCUCUUGGUCAAUAUCGGUGACUUAUUUCAGGCACUGAGCAACGGAGCAUACAGAAGCAUAAAACAUAGAGUGGUGGCUGCAAAGAAGGAAGAAAGGUUCUCUGCAGCAUAUUUCUAUAGGCCUUCCAAUGACGCAGUGAUAGAGAGCCAUGGCACCCCCCGGCUAUACAGAAGCUUCACUUUCAGAGAGUACAUACAGCAGAAUGAGAAAGAUUUGAAGCAAACUGGUGAUAAAGUGGGCCUCUCUAGGUUUCUUUAUGUGCAAUAACCUUAGUGAUGCAAAAAUUACCAGGUCUCUCCAGAAUUAACGGAUAUUAAUAAUAAUACUAUAGAGAUUGCAGUUUGGGCAUUGGUACUAUAGUUAUCUUCAAAAGUGGUACUAGAGUCGUUGAAUGUUGUGUGGAGCUCGCCUUUUUUGUAUAUAAAGUCAAAAGUACUUUAUAGCUAAAUUAUGAGCCCGUGCUUGACAAGGUAA
This is a messenger RNA of Neltuma alba, 1280 nucleotides long. RefSeq names its product gibberellin 2-beta-dioxygenase 8-like. Bases 24 to 1073 code for a protein of 349 amino acids. The record is from RefSeq and is a predicted model, not a curated record. Lineage: Eukaryota; Viridiplantae; Streptophyta; Magnoliopsida; Fabales; Fabaceae. The transcript is spliced from 4 exons.